Molecule: messenger RNA, 1968 nt
Organism: Plenodomus lingam JN3
Lineage: Eukaryota; Fungi; Ascomycota; Dothideomycetes; Pleosporales; Leptosphaeriaceae
Source: RefSeq, a predicted model, not a curated record
AUGUCGGCCACAACAGCAAGCAAGCCAGCAUUGUCGGGCACGCCCCGUCGCGAGGCUGCAUCCAAGACCGCCUCUUCAUCGCCCGCAGCUGCCAACCGAACCCCCGCAAAGUCGUCGUCUACCCCGACCUCGAAUGGCGCGGGCGGCGUCGCUAGGACGCGCUCUGUCCGCUCUGGCACCAAUGGGGCACCCGUCUCCGCCCGUGCGGCUGUCAAAAAACCUACCGCCGCCUCGAACCUCAGCAAUGCCUCGCCCGCCGACACCACGGCCGACGACGCCCGCGAAGAGCAGGCUGCCUAUCUGCAGGACCUCAAGGACCGUCUGCAAAAGGCAGAGUCCGAGGCAGAGGAGCGCCAGAAGCUGGUCGAGGUGCUCAACGCCCGCCUCGACGAAUCACUGGCCGAGCAGGCCAAGCUGGAAGAGCGGGCCCACGAAGAGGAGGAAAAGGUCGAGUCGCUCGAGAACGUGAAGCGGGAAUUGACGCGCCAACACCGUGAGCUCGAGAGCAUCUACGAAGCGGAGCACACGCAGGCUAUGAAGGACAAGGAGGAGAGGCAAGCGCGCGAGGAAGAGCUGCAAAACACGAUCCAGCGCCUCAAAGAGACCAUGGCCACCAAGAAUGUCCUCGUGUCCGAGGAUGAGGACACACCUGUGUCACGGGCAUCAAGUUUCCGCAACAACCCCUCACGCUCCAACUCGUCGCAGAACCUCGAGAACUUUGCCCCGCCUUCGUCGAUCCAGCGCAGCAACUCGCGCAACAACUCCAAGCUCAUCAACCAAAAGGACAAGAUCAUCGAGGACCUUCGCCUCGAGCUUGCAGAGUACCAUGUCAAGGUGCUCGAGGUGGAGAACGCCGGUGGUGGCCGCUUGCGUGAGCUGGAGAAGCAGCUACUCGAGACACGCAAGACCAAUGCCCGGCUCAUGGAAGACAACGAAAGCUUCCAAUUACUACUGGGUGAGAAGACUCUCAAUGGCGAUCUUAGCCGUGGCGAGUUCUUGAGAGAAUCUUCGCAGGCCGAGGAGCGCGCUCCGUCACGCAAUGGCCCUUCGACCAGCUUGGCUGACGAGUUGCAAUCGGUUGCAGAGGCCGAUGUCGAAGUCGUGCGCAGGCUCGAAGGCGAAGUGAAUACGCUGAGGGCAGAGAACAAGGCCCUGACACUGUACAUCAACAAGAUCAUCAGUCGCCUGCUCACCCACAAAGGCUUCGAGUCGGUACUGGGCACCGAUUUAGAUGCAGAAGGCUCGAGCAUGCCAGACAAGAAUAAGGAGCUCCCUCCUCCCCCACAAGAGACGGAGCAACCACAAGGCUUCCUCCAGCGCGCCAAAUCUGUCGCCAUGGGCAACAACCGCAACAAGCCUCGACCGCUAAGCAUGAUGGGCCCGCCCCCCCAACCCAUUGCCAAUGCCACCCAACACAACGCCCACGAAGACCCCGCCACUGCCCCCAGUAUCCCCCUCACGCGCACACAAUCCGGCCGUCAUCCAAGCGGCAGCUACACGCACCGCCGCUCAACAUCCGAGGUCGGGGCUGCAGGCGCAGCAAACAGCAUGUUCCGCACCCCCAGCACCACCUCUCCGAACCCCACAUCCCCCGGCAUCAUCUCGCCCCGCAACUCCUUCUUCGGCCUCCCCGUGGCCGGCGUCAACGGCGUAAGCAACCCGACAUCGCGCGCGCCGUCUGGCCAAGGCCCCAUUCCCGAAGACAAGGAAGUCGACUCGAGCACCAUUUCCUCGUCUGCCAGCCACGUCGACACGCCCAGCCCCCCGCGCCGCCUCGAACGCAGCGAAACGAGCAGCGGGCCCAUGACGGGCAAGGGCAUGCGGCCGCUCCGCCUGGUGCAGAAUGAAGAGGAGGCGAUGAAGGCGCGCAAGGCGGCGAAUCGGGCCAGUUGGUUUGGAGGCCUGUUUGGACAGACGCCGCCGCAGCAACAACAACAGCAGCAACAGGCGGAUAACAACGGACAGUAG